CUCAACAACACUCCAACCACCAUCACUACCAAGCUCCCACCAACCAUGGACCGCGCUCCCCUCCCACCAGCUCUCGCACCAUGUACAUUCUCCUCCAUCCUCCCAUCGGUAGAAGAAAUACUAGGCCUGGUGUAUAGGCUUUCGGAGGGUGAAGGAGCAAACGACGAGAUAGUGCAAAAGGUGAAGGUCAUUGCUGCUCAAAUCGCAAGCAUGAAGGCAGCAGCCUCGAAUCUGCCAGGCGGGCAUCUCGGCACGGACGCUGUGCGAGAGCUCACGCGUAUUCUGGAAGAGCAAGCAGAAUCAAAGCGCGCGGUGUUGAGACAGUUCGCCGAGGCUUCCUCAGUGAUCGCGGAGAAAGACGGAGCGUCUCCUUGAGGAUGACGGGGCACAUCAAUCAUUCGGGGAGCGGAUCCCAUGGAGCGCUCAACAAACGGCUUUCACAGCGAGGAUGCCAGCGAUUACAGACACUCCCGCACGUUACCGGUCGAAACGCUGAGGCCGCAGAGAUCUCCAACAGCCAGCCUACUUCGUUGUACGCAUCGCUAUGUAUCACUACGCCAUGUCUAGGCGGCGCUCCGAUGAGCCGUCCGUUGCCUGAACAACAAAUCCGGAAGUUACAGGUAUGCAUGAGUGGUUAUAAACGUGGCGCUGCGAUCUCCUAUCUACUGUUCCAGAUCCUCCAACUCUCCC
Cutaneotrichosporon oleaginosum is the source of this 690-nucleotide messenger RNA. RefSeq lists its product as uncharacterized. Lineage: Eukaryota; Fungi; Basidiomycota; Tremellomycetes; Trichosporonales; Trichosporonaceae. The record is from RefSeq and is a predicted model, not a curated record.